Messenger RNA from Leptinotarsa decemlineata (Colorado potato beetle), 1126 nucleotides. Its product is annotated as myogenesis-regulating glycosidase. The record is from RefSeq and is a predicted model, not a curated record. NCBI's taxonomy places the organism in Eukaryota, Metazoa, Arthropoda, Insecta, Coleoptera, Chrysomelidae. Gene Ontology annotation, molecular function: hydrolase activity, hydrolyzing O-glycosyl compounds; protein binding. Gene Ontology annotation, biological process: carbohydrate metabolic process.
AUAACUCUGUACUAUGAUGUAGUGUUCCGAUCUGACGCAAAAGAAACUCAUCUUGAUGCCAUAAACAAUUAUUUGGGCAAACCCACAGGACAUCCAAAUACUAAAAUGAUAUCGGAACCAAUUUGGACUACAUGGGCUAAAUAUAAAAGGGAUAUCAGCGAAUCUACUGUUCUUGAAUUCGCAAAAGAUAUCAGAAAUCAUGGUUAUGAAAAUGGACAAUUAGAAAUCGACGAUAACUGGGAAAAAUGUUAUGGAGCUCAGGAAUUUACGCCAGACAAAUUCUCGGAUAUAGCGAAAACCGUAGGCACACUGAAAGAUAUGAACUUCAGAGUCUCUCUUUGGAUACACCCUUUCGUUAACAGCGAUUGCCAAAAUAACUCCAACGAAGGAAUUGCUAAAGGUUAUUUCGUCGCAAAUACUGAGGGUAUGACAAAUGGUAGCUGGUGGAAUUCUGAAGAUGCGCAUCAAAUCGAUUUCACGAAUCCAGAAGCAGUUAAAUGGUGGACCAAUAGAGUACAAAAAUUAAAACAUAAUCCUAAAAUAGAAAGUUUCAAGUUUGACGCUGGUGAAACGGACUACUCUCCCCAACCCGCAGUUUACAAGAAUGUUGACGAAGAGUUCAUACCCAAUAUUUUCACUGAACUGUACGUGAGGACAUGUGCCAGAUUUGGAGAUCUUGUUGAAGUGAGAUCAGCUUGGAGAACACAAGAUUUGCCCAUAUUUGUCAGAAUGCUUGACAAGGAUACUUCUUGGACAAUGGACAAUGGAUUACCUACACUCAUUACCACUCUCCUACAAUUGAAUAUGAAUGGAUAUACGAUGGUUUUACCAGAUAUGAUAGGUGGAAAUGGGUAUAGCGGCCAAGUUCCCACAGCUGAAUUGAUUGUUCGUUGGACCCAAGCAAAUACGUUCAUGCCAGCUAUGCAGUUCAGUUAUUUACCUUGGGAUAUUACCAGCACUGAAUUUAAUGCACCGGCUUUAGUAAAGAAAUUCGUGAAUUUACAUAAGCACUAUUCCAGUGUUAUAAUAGACGCUAUGAAAGAAUGUAUUCGUAGUGGAGCACCGGUAAACCCGCCUAUAUGGUGGAUUGAUCCUACUGAUCCAGAAGCAUUAGCUUGUAACGAUG